GGUAGGCUUUCAAAUGGGCAAGAAAUAGCUGUGAAGAGGCUAUCCAUGAAUUCCAAACAAGGUGACCUGGAAUUUAAGAAUGAAGUCUUGUUGAUGGCGAAGCUUCAACACAAGAAUUUGGUUAGGCUCUUAGGCUUCUGCCUUGAAGGGACUGAAAAACUUCUCAUAUAUGAGUUCUUACCCAACGCAAGUCUUGAUCAUUUCAUAUUUGAUCCAAUCAAACGAGCAUAUUUGGAUUGGGAUGUGCGCUACAAAAUCAUAAGAGGCAUCGCUAGGGGACUUCUCUAUCUUCAUGUAGAUUCUAGACUUCGGAUCAUUCAUCGGGAUCUCAAAGCCAGCAAUAUUUUAUUAGAUGAAGAGAUGAACCCAAAAAUUGCAGAUUUUGGGAUGGCAAGACUUUUUCCACUUGAUGAGAGUCAAGGAAUUACGAGGAGGAUUGCUGGAACCCGUGGUUACAUGGCACCGGAGUAUGCAAGACACGGCCAAUUUUCAGUUAAGUCGGAUGUAUUUUGCUUUGGAGUAUUAGUUCUAGAAAUUUUAAGUGGUCGGAAGAAAAACAAUUUUGAACAUGAGAGGAAUGGAAAGGACCUUCUAAGCUAUGCUUGGAAACAUUGGAGGGAAGGAACAGCUUCAAAUUUGGUAGAUCCCUUAAUGAGGGCUCGGCCAAGUGCAAUACAUGAUACAAUGAGAUGCAUACAUAUUGGGUUGCUAUGCGUUCAAGAAAAUGUAGUAGAGAGACCAACCAUGGCUUCGGUUGUUCUUAUGCUUAAUAGCUUCUCGCUAUCUCUCCAAGUACCUUCAAAGCCAGCAUUUUUUAUGCAGAGUACCAUUGAUGUAGGAAUGCCAUUGCUUCGAGAGCAUGAUUCAGGGGUGACCCAAAGUAGUCAAUUGAAAAAUGAGUCUGGUUUUGCGUCAGUUAAUGAUAUUUCAAUUACUGAGUUAUAUCCCCGCUAAUAUAUUAGAUUCCUGAUGACAGUGACAAAAAUAUUGACACUUUUUUUGGUUCAAAUUAGAAGAGGACUCACCAUGUGUGUGAAAAUGCUUGUUUUUUUUAAAAAAAAUAUUCUGAUGUGUUCUAUUGUUGUACGUUUGUGUU
This is a messenger RNA of Ilex paraguariensis (yerba mate), 1096 nucleotides long. NCBI's taxonomy places the organism in Eukaryota, Viridiplantae, Streptophyta, Magnoliopsida, Aquifoliales, Aquifoliaceae. The record is from the annotation of a GenBank genome assembly.